AUGGCUGCUGACAUAGCUUGUAGCCCACGAUUCGUUAGGCCAGCUGAUAUUGGGAGAGAUGUGCCAUUCAACGAGACAUUCCUCAGUAAAUAUUGCAGUUCUUCAUGUUCCUCAUCGCUCAACACCUAUAUCGCAAAUGUCAACACGCGGUGUGGAUCUACCAUCUACGAUUUUGGAACUGGAAUUCAAGAAUCUGCAGGGUCUUUGGUCGCGCCUAUCAAAUGGGCACGCGAUGUCGCAUGUAGUACUGGAACUUCCGCGAACGAUUUCUGCUACCCUAAGAUCGUCAAUCGAGAAGUCGGUUUCUGCGACGAUUGUACUUUGAAGUACCUUGCUGGCUUGUUGAACUCAGACAGCGAUGUUGGCAAAAUUGACACCGAAGGCUUUACCUCAAUCCUGUCAUCGUGUCAAGUGUCAUCAACAAAGUUUCCAGUCACCAAGACAGCUCAGCCAAGCACUGCACAACCGACAAGUACCAGCGAAGCUAGUAAUUCUUGCUGGGGAGGCGAGAGAUACACUGUCAAGCAGGGUGACACUUGCGAGUCCGUGGCAGCAGCAAAUGGUCUGGCGAUCGAUAGAUUCCUGUACUUGAACGGGAUUGACUUCCAUUGCAAUGCGUUUGGCAUUGGCAGAACGGUGUGCAUAAGGGACGCUUGCAAACUCCACACCAUAAAGCCACAAGAAUCCUGCAAGGAUAUCAUCGAUAACUACGGAUUUACAAAGCUUGAGCUCGUGCAGUGGAACCCAACCUUACAAACUGGCUGCAGCAAUACGACCGCAUUGGCUGGCCGUUCGAUCUGUGUCACGCCUCCUGGCACAGAUAAAUAUGACUUCACCGCGACAGCGUCUUGGAACGAUACGUGGACUUGGCCGGCUGGCAGUUGGGUACCAGGACCUACACAGGGUACUCCCUUGACCAAUCAACCAACCACGUGGGACGUACCGACAACGACAGCGAAGUGGACAGCAAGCGUGGACCCAACACUUGCAGCUUACUAUAAGAACUGCCCAAUCACGGAGCAACAUUGGGAUGCCGGUUUUGAUUGGAGUUUGCUCAGCAACGUGUGUUCGUUGCUACUCGAGAGGUAUUGCGAGCCUGAGACGACUGGAGAUCCACUACCUAGCACAACCUUCCCAAGCACUUGCUUUCCACCGUACCCUACUAAUGCUGACUGA
Alternaria rosae is the source of this 1176-nucleotide messenger RNA. RefSeq lists its product as uncharacterized. Bases 1 to 1176 code for a protein of 391 amino acids. Lineage: Eukaryota; Fungi; Ascomycota; Dothideomycetes; Pleosporales; Pleosporaceae. The transcript has 4 exons. The record is from RefSeq and is a predicted model, not a curated record.